AUGAGCAACAGCAUGAGCGACACUCAAGACUCGCACGACCAGACGUGGGCCUGCCUGGCUCAAGAGCAGGUCCCCACAUCCUCUUUCCGCAAGUGGCAGGAGGCCGCGACCGCGUUCUAUGCCGCAUUGGAGCCGGAAGGGCGCAACAGCUAUGUCGCCGAUCAGAUGCGCGUACCCUGGGACGUCAGCAGCUCCGAUGACCUCGACUACGCAGACAAGUUCGAGCAGCGUCCGGUGCGCAACGUUGCUGCGCUCCGCGAGACUGCCGGCGCCCACCUGCUCGAGGCUGACGACUUGGAGAUUGAGUCGCUCCUCACUCGAUUCUGGGCGAGUCUGAGGACUGACGACGAACGUGAGGCGGCCGAGGAUAGCAGUGUCGAGACCAAGAGAGCACAGGCAAGGAUGUCGGCGAUCCUCAAGCUGCAGCUACUGGCUCAGGCCAAGAAGCUGGCCGCCAGCGCCGGCACGCCACAGGAGAUGGAAGCGAGCGAGAGCGACAACGAUUCAGAAGCGGCUGCUCAGUCCGAUGCAGAGUUGUCUGGCGUGCCGCGCAACAAGAAGAAGAUGAAGCGCCAUCGCUCGUCCUCAUCGGAGUGA
Messenger RNA from Tilletiopsis washingtonensis, 597 nucleotides. RefSeq lists its product as hypothetical. The coding region runs from base 1 to 597 and encodes 198 amino acids. The transcript is spliced from 3 exons. NCBI's taxonomy places the organism in Eukaryota, Fungi, Basidiomycota, Exobasidiomycetes, Entylomatales. The record is from RefSeq and is a predicted model, not a curated record.